CUCUGCAGGGGAGCGGCGGCGGGAUGGUGGACCUGGACAGCGAGGUGCCCCCGCUCCCGCCGCGAUACCGGUUUCGGGAUUUGCUGCUGGGCGACCAGGGCUGGCAGAGUGACGACAGGGUGCAAGUUGAAUUCUAUAUGAAUGAAAAUACAUUUAAAGAGAGACUAAAGCUCUUCUUCAUCAAAAACCAAAGAUCAAGUCUGAGAAUCCGAUUAUUCAAUUUUUCACUUAAACUACUAAGCUGUUUCUUAUACAUAAUCCGUGUGCUCCUGGAUGAUCCUACACAAGGACUUGGAUGUAAGGAAUUAAACCGUAAUUGUUCCAAUCAAAACUACACACCUGGAACAAUUGAUUGGUCUCCUAUUAUUUGGGUGAAUAGAAGCUUGCCUUUGUGGGGAUUACAGGUUUCUGUGGCUGUAAUAAGUCUCUUUGAAACUCUACUGCUGAGUUAUCUAAGCUACAAGGGAAAUAUCUGGGAACAAAUCCUGAGAAUACCCUUUCUCCUGGAAAUAAUUAAUGCUGUCCCUUUCAUCAUCACGAUUUUCUGGCCAGUCCUAAGAAACCUGUUUAUUCCUGUAUUUUUAAAUUGUUGGCUGGCAAAGCAUGCUUUAGAGAACAUGAUUAAUGAUCUUCACCGAGCCAUCCAACGCACCCAGUCUGCAAUGUUUAACCAAGUCCUCAUUUUAAUAUCUACUUUACUGUGUCUUAUCUUCACUUGUAUUUGUGGAAUUCAGCAUCUGGAACGAGCAGGAAACAGGUUGACUCUCUUUGACUCCCUUUAUUUCUGCAUAGUAACAUUUUCCACUGUGGGCUUUGGGGAUGUUACACCCAAGAUAUGGCCUUCAAAGCUGCUUGUUGUCAUUAUGAUCUGUGUUGCUCUUGUGGUGUUGCCCAUACAGUUUGAACAGCUGGCAUAUUUGUGGAUGGAGAGACAAAAGUCUGGUGGUAACUACAGUCGACACAGAGCUCAGACAGAAAAACAUGUUGUGCUGUGUGUUAGCUCCCUGAAGAUUGACUUACUUAUGGAUUUCUUAAAUGAAUUCUAUGCUCACCCCAGAUUGCAGGACUAUUACGUCGUUAUUUUGUGUCCUACUGAGAUGGAUGCUCAGGUCCGAAGGGUGUUACAAAUCCCAAUGUGGUCCCAAAGAGUUAUCUAUCUGCAAGGCUCAGCACUAAAAGACCAAGACCUGUUGAGAGCUAAAAUGGAUGAUGCUGAAGCUUGUUUCAUUCUGAGCAGCCGCUGUGAAGUGGACCGGACAGCAGCUGAUCAUCAAACCAUUUUAAGAGCAUGGGCAGUUAAAGACUUUGCUCCAAAUUGUCCUUUGUAUGUCCAAAUACUGAAGCCUGAGAAUAAAUUCCACAUCAAGUUUGCAGAUCAUGUUGUGUGUGAAGAGGAAUUCAAAUAUGCUAUGCUAGCUCUCAAUUGCAUAUGUCCAGCUACCUCUACAUUAAUCACUCUGCUGGUUCAUACAUCUAGGGGACAGGAGAGUCAGCAAUCACCGGAACAAUGGCAGAAAAUGUAUGGCAGAUGCUCUGGUAAUGAAGUGUAUCAUAUUAAUCUGGAAGAAAGUACUUUUUUUGCUGAGUAUGAGGGGAAGAGCUUCACAUACGCUUCUUUCCACGCACAUAAAAAGUUUGGAGUCUGUCUGAUUGGUGUUAGAAAGGAAGAUAACAAAAACAUUUUGCUGAAUCCAGGUCCUCGAUAUAUCAUGAGUUCUACAGAUAUAUGCUUUUAUAUAAAUAUCACAAAAGAAGAGAAUUCUGCUUUUAAGAAGCAAGAAAAGCAUAGAAAAAAACAUGAAUCAAAGUUAUCUUAUCAUGGAGCAUCUAGGUUACCCGUACACAGUAUAAUAGCCAGCAUGGGGACAGUGGCAAUCGAUUUACAAGACACGGGAUGCCGGCCGUCGAGCGGCCCAACGCUGACCCUCCCUUCCGAGGGUGGGAAGGAGGGCAGACGGCCCAGCAUAGCACCGGUUCUGGAGGUUGCAGACUCCUCCUCACUUCAGACUUGUGACCUGCUAAGUGACCAAUCAGAAGAUGAAACUACCCCAUCAGAUGAUGAAGUCUCUGCAGGCUUAGAGUAUGCCAAAGGCUAUCCCCCUUACUCUCCAUAUAUUGGAAGCUCUCCCACAUUUUGUCAUCUUCUGCAUGAAAAAGUACCCUUCUGUUGUCUAAGACUAGACAAGGGAUGCCAGCAUAACUACUAUGAAGAUGCCAAAGCCUAUGGAUUCAAAAAUAAAUUGAUUAUAGUUGCAGCAGAAACUGCUGGAAACGGCUUAUAUAACUUUAUUGUUCCACUCAGAGCUUAUUACCGACCAAAGAAAGAACUAAAUCCCAUUGUAUUACUCCUGGAUAACCCGCCAGAUAUGCAUUUUCUGGAUGCAAUCUGUUGGUUUCCAAUGGUUUACUACAUGGUGGGCUCUAUCGACAACCUAGAUGACUUAUUAAGAUGUGGGGUCACCUUUGCAGCUAAUAUGGUGGUGGUGGACAAAGAAAGUACAAUGAGUGCUGAGGAAGACUACAUGGCAGAUGCUAAGACUAUUGUAAAUGUUCAAACACUUUUUAGGUUGUUCUCAAGCCUAAGCAUUAUCACAGAACUAACUCACCCAGCCAAUAUGAGAUUCAUGCAGUUCAGAGCCAAAGACUGCUAUUCUCUUGCUUUAUCCAAAUUAGAAAAGAAAGAGCGUGAGAAGGGAUCUAAUUUGGCAUUUAUGUUUCGGCUGCCCUUCGCUGCUGGCAGGGUUUUCAGCAUCAGUAUGUUGGAUACGCUGCUUUAUCAGUCAUUUGUGAAAGAUUAUAUGAUUUCUAUCACAAGACUUCUGCUGGGACUUGAUACCACACCAGGAUCUGGGUUUCUUUGUUCUAUGAAAAUCACAGAAGAGGAUCUAUGGAUUAGGACAUAUGCCAGACUAUAUCAGAAACUUUGUUCUUCUACAGGAGAUAUUCCAAUUGGAGUCUACAGGACAGAAUCCCAAAAGCUUACAACGUCUGAGUCUCAAAUCUCUAUCAGUGUGGAAGAAUGGGAAGACACUAAAGACACCAAAGAACACAUUAGCUAUCGUAGUAAUCAUCGUAACUCAACAUCUAGCGAUCAGUCUGAUCACCCCUUGUUACGGCGGAAAAGCAUGCAGUGGGCUCGACGCCUGAGCAGGAGAGUGCCCAGGCACGCUGGGAAAACAGCAGAGAAGAUCAACCAGCAGAGAAUGAACCUGUACAGGAGGUCAGAAAGACAGGAGCUUGCUGAACUUGUGAAAAACAGAAUGAAGCAUCUGGGCCUUUCUCCAGCAGGAUACGACGAAAUGAAUGAUCAUCAGAAUACCCUUUCUUACAUCCUCAUCAAUCCUUCUCCAGAUACAAGAUUAGAGCUGAACGAUAUAGUAUACUUGAUUCGACCUGAUCCAUUGGCGUAUGUUCCAAAUACUGCACCCAGACGAAAAGACAGCUUCUGCAAUACAGUGGGACAAGACACCAGGGAGGAAACACAACUUUGAUAUGUAACUCAUCAUAAAAUUAAGAGACAAUUUUAUAGACAUGUUGUUUCCACUAACAAUUUUGAAAACUGAAUGGUACCUUUUAUUCAGAUUUUGGAAACAAAAUGACAGUGGGUAAGUGACAAAAUUCGGCAAUGUGGUGUUAGAAACAGAAUUAUGACACCUAUUACUAUUUAAUUAGUAAGAACACAUGAUUUUAAAUGAGGAUUUUCAGUGAUUUUAAGUGACAGAUUCCAUCAUGUGUUUUGCUUAGAUGCUUCUAAGCAUAUUUAUCAAGGCAACAGCAUGGCAAUGACUAAGCUUCUGACCUACAUCAGUAAAGAUUAUGUGAUGCUCAUAGAGCGACCAUGCAUACUUUGUAGUAGAAAACGUUAAUAGCUGAAGCUACCAAUGAGGCUUUGUGUGGCAAGAAACAUUUGAAAUAUUUUUCCAUCUCAGCCUGUCACUCAUUUAUAUUAGAACAGGCUAGUUUCAGUCCCAUUUUAGCCUCCAGAACUUGAGUGUUAGUUCUCUGGGUUUACACAGAUCAGGUUGAAUUACACAGCCUAGUCACACCAUAGAGGUUGAGGUCUGAGGCAUAUUGCCUGAAAGAUUAGCCCAGAGGAGCCCACCGGGAAGAAAGUCCCUGUCAUCUCACACAGGCAGACCUCACAUUUGCAAAAACUGGAAAGGUACUGUCUAUGUGAAGCUCUGAACAGCAGGAGCUGAUGAGCCCUUAGUGAGUUUGUCAAUAAAAGCCUGACUAGAUGAUGAUACUAAAGUGAAAGUAUCCCUCUAAGGAACAGUUCAUACCACAAGUCUUUCCCAUUUCCAUGAACAUGCCAUAACUGUAACUGUCCAAGGUGUGUACAUGCUGAGUCACUCAGAUUACUCAAAUGUGAUACAUUUUCAUAUUAAAUCAUGUAUCACAUGGAAAAUUAGAAAUAUUUAUAGUAACACUCAUUCCAUAAAAGAAAAAAAUGUGAAAAGACACCAUGGAUUUGAAGAGUCCCUUUUGGCAUUAAGUACACAAGAAAGCAUCUGCAAGCCUAUGAAACAUCUGAAGCUGCUACAGGGUCUCCAGUCUGCACAUACAAGAAUGGCACAAUUGGUCAAGCUUUCUACACAAUUAAACAUGCCUGUAUGUGAUCUUCCAAAAUCACAUUCUUGCUUUGCCAUCUGUCACAAAGGGGGAAGAUCAUGCUUAAGGUAAAACCUCUACUGUUAUGUUCAUCCACAUAGCACUGGUACAAGAAAUUUGGCAGAUAGUCUGCAAUAG
This is a messenger RNA of Colius striatus (speckled mousebird), 4749 nucleotides long. RefSeq names its product potassium sodium-activated channel subfamily T member 2 (gene KCNT2). Gene Ontology annotation, biological process: potassium ion transport. The record is from RefSeq and is a predicted model, not a curated record. Bases 24 to 3491 code for a protein of 1155 amino acids. Gene Ontology annotation, molecular function: intracellular sodium-activated potassium channel activity. Lineage: Eukaryota; Metazoa; Chordata; Aves; Coliiformes; Coliidae. The transcript has 29 exons. Gene Ontology annotation, cellular component: membrane.